GGUUGGGUGGGGGCACAGCUUUUGAAAAGAUCGUUUGCAGCAGAGUCUGCCUGCUGCUUCUGCAAUGGAGCGUCACUGGGGUCUCAGAGAAGGGUCAGGAAUGGCACUAGUGCACGUGGCCUGUUCUGGCACAAGCGCGAGGGCAGAUAGCCCGUUGUCUGGGACGGAUGGAGAGGAGCAGCUGGGGACUUCGGAUGCUCCAUCGACGUACAAUCGCAAGGACAAAUCUUUGGGUCUUCUGUGUGAAAAUUUCCUGAACCUCUAUGGAAAUGGAGAAGAAGAAUGUAUUAGUCUGGACGAUGCAGCCUCUCGACUAGGUGUAGAGAGAAGAAGAAUCUACGACAUUGUCAAUGUUCUAGAAAGUGUGGAGGUUGUUGUCCGCAAAGCCAAGAAUAGAUAUACAUGGCAUGGAAUGGCAAGACUACCUCAAGCCCUGCAUAGAAUCAAGGAGGCUGGGCUUCGCGAAUUCCGCAUGGAUAUUAUACGUAGCGGAGCUGAUUCACGGUCCUCUGGAUUGACAACCAGGGAUAUUGUGGAAUCUGGUUCCUCAGAUGAGGAGUAUGAGCCUGCAAGUUCACCUCCACAUACUUGUGCGAGCGAGGCGAACACCCAGCACAGCUGGGAUUUACCUCGUAGCCCCAUAGUCAGGCAGGCUGGAAUGGGAGCCCCAAGGAUGGGGGAAGGAGAGGGUGACGACAGUGAAUGUGAUGGUCAAGUAAUAGCUUCUGCUGGCUCAGCCAAGAAACCCCCCCUGGAUAAAAGGCAAGACUGCAGGAAGGAGAAAUCAUUAGGGUUGCUUAGCCAGAAGUUUGUCAUGUUGUUUCUGAUCUCAAAGACGCGUGUUGUGUCGCUAGAUGAAGCUGCAAAGGUUCUUUUAGGUGACUGCACAGAUUCAGGAAAACUAAAGACAAAAGUCCGGCGCUUGUAUGAUAUUGCCAACAUUUUAUCUUCACUUCAUCUCAUUGAGAAGACUCACAUGUCGGAGAGUCGAAAGCCAGCAUUCAGAUGGCUUGGCGGGUUCCAUUGUGAUCUGAACAGAGGUGUUACAAACGCAACUCGUGGCUCAGCAAUGGGAAAAUCAUCUGGCAAUGUCCCUGGCUCCCAUGGCGUCCCGGCGUGGUUGCAAACACCUUCUUCUAGUGGCAUUACUUCUGCCAGAAUGAAGCGGAAGCCCGGUAAGCACGGCGGAAAAGGGGCGAACUCGCUCUGCAAUUCUGAGGAGGUUAGCGUGUCGCCAAAUGGAAAGUUGAAAAAGCAACGGAUGGGGAGCGUGUUGCUGCACAUUGCUGCAUCACCAACGAUUGAAGACGUUGUAACUGUUGUGGAAGACGGCCGUGAUGUCUCACCUUCGCGGUUCCUUGCUGUGGAGGAUGCCAGUGGCCAGUCCCCUGUGGGGGACUCAUCUGGCAUCUUGCAUGUGCAUGAAAGCUCUACCAGCCUGCAAAGUAAUGUUCAUCCAUGCACAAAUGUUGGAGGGGUCAACUUCGUCGCCGUGCCAGUUGCUCCAAGUGGUGUUCCGAUGCUUCCAUCAUGGCGGGACUGGAGCAUGGCUGAGCAGCAACCGACACUCGCAGCAUUGUCAAAUCCAUCAGUGGAUACGUCACGAGUGCAAGGGCAGGGAGAGGAAGGGGCACAGCCAAUUGCACAGGCAUCCUCUCAGGGUUCUUCGGUGGCAGCAUCAACAACGCCUUCAAUAAUGAUUGCAUCUAUGCCUCCAGGCUCGGUUGAUGACCUUGGACAGAUGCAGCCACUGACUCCGAGAACCGGGCAGGAGGGGGACCAGCCAGUUACGAUAGCUUCGCCGCUGGAUCAGGAACCUAAACCUGCAGAUCCUGCACAUGCAACACAAAGGGAUUCCGGAAAAUUCCAGCCGCAGGAUUCUGGUGGGCAAGCAACAGUGAAUGUGGCAGCGGCAGUUCCUCCUCUCCCACCACCGCCACUAUUCGCCUUUCCACCGUUCAUGGUUGGUGGACUUCCCGGGCUUCCUCCCUCAAGCAAACCUUGUGGAUAUUUCCCUGUCAUGCCAACGCCUCUCGUAGCUCCGUUUCUUCCCAUCUCACCGCUCCCACACCAAGUUAUUCCAGGAUUUCCCUGCGUCCCAACGCCUCCAUCCAGCCCGCCGUCGUCAGCUACUUUACGGGGAGCCGAAGAUCAAGCAUGCAUGCCGAACGGCCCAGAAAUGGCAAUGAUGGCGGCCAUGCAUUAUCAAAGUGAGACCCUGAACCAGUUUUUUUCUCAUUAUAUGAGUGCUUGGAAGGCAUGGUAUAUGCAUGCGGUGACAUUAAUGCCACACUUGGGCGCCCCAGGGGGCCAGCAAUCAGGUGCAGCAGUGCAGGUGACUGUUUCUCCCUCGUCUGCAUCAACUUCUGGAAGCGCAGGGCACCAGCACACGUUUUCCAAAGCGUCAAUGGUAGCGCCCUUGGAAGGGAUCACGUCAGUGGUCCCCAGUCCAGGAAGCCAUAUGGUUUGCCACACUUUGCCAGUGACAUCGGCGCAGAGUGGGAUGAGUUCUAUGUGUGGGACGAUGGAUGGUGUAGCGCCGAUGGCUCUUGCGAAAGUGGAAUUAUGUGGUGCCGGAAGCCACUGACAAAGAAAGCCACCAAUUUUAUGGAUGGAGGAAGAGUACGCUCGGUCACCAAUUUGUUAUCGAGUCGGGAUGGCAGCUGCCUCUUAUGGGAGGCGAUACUGGAUUCUGGUGUUUGGUAGUGUGAUAAAUUCUGUUGGCUUCAGGCUUUUCGUCAAGUCGCGGCGUUCAGAGGUACCAUGAGUGGCUUUUUUUUCUUAGCAAGAAGUCUCAGGAGUAGUUCCUUUUGUUUAUUUCGCAUGGACGUUGCAAUUGCUCAUGUGCAGUAAGGUUCAAUUGCAACCUUCAUCAAUGUACAACUUCUGCUGCUUUGCUCUGCGUGAUAAGCAGGACACUAGU
Chara braunii is the source of this 2923-nucleotide messenger RNA. The record is from the annotation of a GenBank genome assembly. NCBI's taxonomy places the organism in Eukaryota, Viridiplantae, Streptophyta, Charophyceae, Charales, Characeae.